ACCCAGCACGCCCAAGACAUCCAUCAGAGUAGCUCUUGCUUCGGUUCCGUGUCACCCCAUCUCCUGUAGCUUAAAAGCAAACCCAGCAGGUUGCAAGGACGAAGUAGUUGAUCGAGUCUCUGCUUGUCCGGCCAUCUAGUGUGUGCUUCAGUUCAGACAGCUAGCUACAGCCUAUACAUUCAUAGGGAGGUUAAUUAGUUGCAGCACCAAAGAAAAGGAUCAUCGAUCGACCGGCAGGGAGCUAGGGAUGGGGCUGAGGGAGAUCGAGUCCACAUUGCCGCCGGGGUUCAGGUUCUACCCCAGCGACGAGGAGCUGGUCUGCCACUACCUCUACAAGAAGGUGGCCAACGAGCGCGCCGCGCAGGGGACGCUGGUGGAGGUCGACCUGCACGCGCGCGAGCCAUGGGAGCUUCCAGACGCGGCCAAGCUGACGGCGAGCGAGUGGUACUUCUUCAGCUUCCGGGACCGCAAGUACGCGACGGGGUCGCGCACGAACCGCGCCACCAAGACGGGGUACUGGAAGGCCACGGGCAAGGACCGCGAGGUGCGCAGCCCGGCGGCGGCGCGCGCCAUCGUCGGCAUGAGGAAGACGCUCGUCUUCUACCAGGGCCGCGCACCCAACGGCGUCAAGUCCUGCUGGGUCAUGCACGAGUUCCGCCUCGACUCGCCGCAUACGCCACCCAAGGAGGACUGGGUGCUCUGCAGGGUGUUCCAGAAACGGAAGGACGGCGAGCAGGACAACGCCGCCGGCUCAUCCUCGCCGACCUUAGACGGCUCAUCGUCGCAGGCGGCGGUGGCUAUGCCGGAUGACCACCAGCCCAUGGUGGAAGCGUACUUUGACCAGGCGGCGGGCUUCGCGCCUCCGCCGCAGGAGGACGUCGUCGGUGGCUUCGACCCGCUGCUGGUGAACGUGGCGAUGUGGCAGUACGGCUCGGUCCUCGACCACUUCCCGCCGCAGGAGGUGACCAGCUCGCCGAUGAUGGCCGGGCUAGGCUCCAGGGGAGUAGGGGACGGGUGCGGCGGCUUCUACUACGACACCGGCUUCGAGGACAUGGCGAACAUUGGGGGCAUGGGGUUCCCGCAGGGGUGGAUGGGCUAGCUAGCUGAUGCGUGGAGAACGUACUGCGCAUCAGUGUCAUGGAUUGUGCAUAGAUUGAAUUAAUUCCAUUGGUACCCUCUAGUCUUCUGUAGUAGGUACGUAGUGUGAGGUUAGAUUGGAAAUUCUUAGAGUACGUGCACCUUGCCCCCCAAUUAAAAAAAAGGAAAGGAAAGUAGUGUGCAUGUGCAUACGAUAGAUGGUUUGAUUCACCUGCAUGACGCCAGUUGUAUGUAUCUCUUCUCUUCAGUCUUAUAGUUGUAAAUAAAAUAAUAAAGUCAAUUCAAGUA
Molecule: messenger RNA, 1386 nt
Organism: Panicum hallii
Lineage: Eukaryota; Viridiplantae; Streptophyta; Magnoliopsida; Poales; Poaceae
Product: protein CUP-SHAPED COTYLEDON 1-like
Exons: 3
Coding region: 248-1099 (283 amino acids)
Biological process (GO): regulation of DNA-templated transcription
Molecular function (GO): DNA binding
Source: RefSeq, a predicted model, not a curated record